GGCUGUGUUCGGGCUGGCGGCCAUCGGGACUCUUCGGCUGUGCUCGGCAGGUAACGGUCGGUACGUUCAAAUGUUCGGCCGCAGGUCUUCCUAGAGACUGAAGUGAAGAAAGAAACAGACGAGCGAAGCCGAUAGACGGACUUUGGAAGCGGAAUGACGGUGCUGCAGGAACCUGUCCAGGAGAGAAACCAGAUCCAGAUCAAGUGUUCAGGUUGUCUGCUCUACAGAACUCGUCUGUAGCCCUGCCCCCUCCACAUGUAAGCCCCGCCCAGAACCCAUCUCAUCGCCUCGACACGGCUCUCAUGGAGACCCCACAGGACACACUGGAGCUGAACCGUUUGAACCUUGAAUCGUCGAACGGAAAGCUAACGUCUGACGUGUCCGUUUCCUACAUCGACUCCUCCCUCAUAUCUCCAGAAACCGGCUCGCUGUUGGGUAGCACUGUUUCCAUCGCGUCAGCCGGGUCUCUGCUAGCUAAACAGAACAAACCCAAGAGUGGGCGGAGUUUGUUGGGUGGACCUGCUGCCCUCAGCCCACUGACGCCAAGUUAUGGCAUCCUGCCCCUAGAACCCAGUCCAGGAGAUCCCACAUACCUCCAGAACUAUUCAGCCACGAUGGAAACACAAAGCACAGCCUCCAGCAAGAAGUCUGUUUCCAGAAUCAGUCAGUCCAAGUCUGUCUUCGCUCAGAGUGGUAACAGCAGAGAUGUUCUCCCCAUUCCCUUCAACCAGUCGCAGACUUCAGCACCUCACACCAGUGGGUCUCCUCAGGUCCUUAGUCCAAGUAUGUCUGGUCCUCCUAAUGUUCAGCCCAGAAGAAGCUCCAGACUGUUUACCAGCGCCAGCUCUACUGCCAAGGAGAACAGUAAGAAGCUAAAGGUGAAGUUUCCUCCUAAGAUCACCCACAGGAAAAUCAAAGUUAAAUCAGCGAAGACAUCAAACAACAGCAACCUGAAUGAGAGUCUGGACAUCCUGAGACUGGAUCCCAGUUUGAGCCUGCCAGACACCAGAAUACCUCAGUACCAGCGGGCUGCUGCAGACAGUGUGAUGRCCCUGCUACGAGAGCUGGGCCGAGGCUACCAGGCGCUGUGUUUGUACAACUGCAGAGAGGCCAUCAACAUCCUGACGUCCCUGCCUCCUCAGCACUACAACACCGGCUGGGUCCUCACACACAUCGGCAGGGCCUACUUUGAGCUGGCCGAGUACAUGCAGGCGGAGCGUCUGUUCAGCGAGGUGCGCAGGAUCGAGUCGUACCGCGUGGAAGGUAUGGAGAUCUACUCCACCACUCUGUGGCACCUGCAGAAAGACGUGGCCCUGUCGGCGCUGGCCAAAGACCUGACGGACAUGGACAAGAACUGUCCCGAGGCCUGGUGUGUGUCAGGAAACUGCUUCAGUCUCCAGAGGGAGCACGACAUCGCCAUCAAGUUCUUCCAGAGAGCCAUCCAGGUGGACCCAGGUUUUGCAUAUGCCUACACUCUGUUGGGUCACGAGUUUGUUCUGACGGAGGAGUUGGACCGAGCUCUCGCCUGCUUCCGAAAUGCCAUCAGAGUCAACAACCGACACUACAACGCCUGGUAUGGACUUGGAAUGAUUUACUACAAACAGGAAAAGUUCAACUUGGCAGAAAUCCACUUCAAGAAAGCUCUGAGCAUCAACCCUCAAAGCUCUGUCUUGCUUUGCCAUAUCGGAGUGGUGCAGCAUGCUCUAAAGAAGUCCGAUGCUGCUUUAGAGACUCUGAACCGAGCCAUCACCAUCGAUCCAAAGAAUCCACUCUGCAAGUUCCACCGAGCAUCCAUCCUGUUCGCCAACGACAAGUACAAGGCGGCUCUGCAGGAGUUGGAGGAACUGAAGCAGAUCGUUCCCAAAGAGUCUUUGGUUUACUUCCUCAUAGGAAAGGUGUAUAAGAAGCUGGGUCAGACCCACCUGGCUUUGAUGAACUUCAGUUGGGCCAUGGAUCUGGACCCUAAAGGAGCCAACAACCAGAUCAAAGAAGCCAUCGAUAAGAGAUACCUGCCUGAGGACGAAGCAGCAGAGGUGGACAGUCAGGACAGCAGCAUUAUGACGGACGCCGACGACACGCAGCUCCACACGGCUGAGAGCGACGAUGUCCUUUAGCCCCGCCCCUUGUCUUUGCCCCCAGGAUUUCCGUUGCUAGGCAAUAUGCUGAUGGAGAAAUGUUGAGUUUAGCUCCACCCAGCCCCUCCCCUUUUAUCCCCUGACUGGCUGAAACGGACUGCUGCUGAUCUUAAGCCCCGCCCCCUCACCUUCUGACAUCACAGCUGUUUUUUUUUUAUUGUUCUUUUUAUUUUGUUUGUUUUGUCCU
Austrofundulus limnaeus is the source of this 2322-nucleotide messenger RNA. It is a transcript of the gene cdc27, whose product is annotated as cell division cycle 27. Gene Ontology annotation, cellular component: cytoplasm; anaphase-promoting complex. The record is from RefSeq and is a predicted model, not a curated record. Gene Ontology annotation, molecular function: protein binding. Gene Ontology annotation, biological process: protein ubiquitination; anaphase-promoting complex-dependent catabolic process; metaphase/anaphase transition of mitotic cell cycle. NCBI's taxonomy places the organism in Eukaryota, Metazoa, Chordata, Actinopteri, Cyprinodontiformes, Rivulidae.